This is a messenger RNA of Cyphellophora europaea CBS 101466, 663 nucleotides long. RefSeq lists its product as uncharacterized. The record is from RefSeq and is a predicted model, not a curated record. The coding region runs from base 1 to 663 and encodes 220 amino acids. The transcript has 3 exons. Gene Ontology annotation, biological process: vesicle budding from membrane; late endosome to vacuole transport via multivesicular body sorting pathway. Gene Ontology annotation, cellular component: cytoplasmic side of plasma membrane; ESCRT III complex; multivesicular body. NCBI's taxonomy places the organism in Eukaryota, Fungi, Ascomycota, Eurotiomycetes, Chaetothyriales, Cyphellophoraceae.
AUGUGGGGAUGGUUUGGCGGGGCAGCCGCACAGAAGCGAAAAGAUGCGCCUAAAAACGCCAUUCUAAUGCUGCGCGGGCAGCUCGACAUGUUGCAAAAGCGUGAACGACACCUAGAGAGCCAGAUGGCUGAGCAAGAGGCCGUCGCCCGCAAGAACAUCUCCACCAACAAACCUGUCGCCAAAGCCGCCCUCCGCCGCAAGAAGGGACACGAGCGCAACCUCGAGCAGACUUCUGCGCAAAUCGCACAGGUUGAGCAGCAGAUAUACAGCAUCGAAGCCGCCAAUAUAAACCAGGAAACCCUCAACGCCAUGAAGAACGCCGGCGCCGCCAUGAAACAGAUCCACGGCAACCUGACUAUCGACAAGGUAGACCAGACCAUGGACGAGCUGCGCGAGCAGCACGCGCUGGGCGAAGAGAUCGCGACCGCCAUCACAAGUGCGCCUAUCGGCGAGCCGAUCGACGAACAGGACUUGGAGGAUGAACUGGAGGGCAUGGAACAGGAGGCUAUGGACGAGCGGAUGCUCAAGACGGGUCCGACGCCCGUAGGCGGAGAGCUGGCGAAGGCGCCGGCGGUGGGGAACCAGCCUCUCAAGGGCAAGGCGCAGGAAGAGGACGACGAAGAAGAGGAACUACGGAAACUGCAGGCCGAAAUGGCCAUGUAG